AUGGCGUCCAACUUGCCAGCCCAACCGAAUCUCCGGGUCACGAUUAUCGCGGCAGACGGUCUCUACAAGCGUGAUGUCUUCCGAUUCCCUGAUCCGUUCGCCGUGGCCACCAUCGCUGGAGAACAAACACACACGACAUCGGUGAUCAAGAAGACGCUCAAUCCAUACUGGAAUGAACCCUUUGAUUUGAAGGUCAACGAAGAUAGCAUUCUCGCGAUCCAGAUCUUCGACCAGAAAAAGUUCAAGAAGAAGGACCAGGGCUUCCUCGGUGUCAUCAACGUGCGCAUCGGAGAUGUGAUCGAUCUUCAAAUGGGUGGUGAUGAAAUGCUCACCCGGGAUCUGAAAAAGUCGAGCGAUAAUCUUGUCGUGCACGGCAAACUGAUCAUCAACCUGUCGACAAACCUCAGUACCCCGCAUCCGAGUCAGCCGAAUGGCCUCCACCGUCAGCAAGCUCAAUCAUCAACCUCCAGUGGCCUCGUCCCGCAAAUUGCUGCCCCGACCUCCCAGGCACCGCCAGGCCCCACCCAAAUCGAUGUGUCGGCGGCCGCUGCGUCGAGCUCCUCGCUGAACCAGCGGACGCCUUCAACCGGCCCGCCACCCCCCAUUAGUGCCGGAGCGAAUGGUGCCGCUGCUGCUGUGACCGGUGCCGCCGCCCGCACUAACCCCAGCUCCUUUGAAGAUAGUCAAGGUCGGCUGCCCGCUGGGUGGGAGCGCCGGGAGGAUAACCUGGGACGGACGUACUAUGUGGACCAUAACACAAGGACCACUACCUGGCAGCGGCCAUCAGCCAACUAUAGUGCGCAGGCUCAACGCUCGCAGAAUGAAGCCACCAUGCAGCGCGAACGUCGGGCCCAUGAGAGCCGAAUGCUUCCUGAGGAUCGGACUGGCGCGAAUUCUCCGAAUCCACCGGAUGCGACGCAAGCUCACACUCCGCCGUCAGGAUCGUCGGCCAGCAAUGCUAACGCGGUUUCAAUGAUGGCGACGGGUGCCACCACUGCUGGCACAGGAGAGCUUCCUCCAGGGUGGGAACAGCGGAACACACCAGAAGGCCGACCCUACUUUGUCGACCACAAUACUCGGACCACGACCUGGGUUGAUCCGCGCCGGCAGCAAUAUAUUCGCAUGUUUGCUCAGGGUCAAGCCACUGGUGGGAACAAUACCACAAUUCAGCAACAGCCUGUUUCGCAACUGGGUCCGUUGCCCAGUGGUUGGGAGAUGCGUCUAACCAACACCGCUCGGGUGUACUUCGUGGACCACAAUACGAAGACGACCACCUGGGACGAUCCCCGACUGCCCUCAUCACUCGACCAGGGUGUUCCGCAGUAUAAGCGUGACUUCCGACGCAAGCUGAUCUACUUCCGAUCCCAGCCUGCGCUUCGCAUCUUGACUGGGCAGUGCCACGUCAAGGUCCGUCGCAACAACAUCUUCGAGGAUUCCUAUGCCGAAAUCAUGCGGCAGAGCGCCUCGGAUCUCAAGAAGCGACUGAUGAUCAAAUUCGACGGGGAAGACGGUCUGGAUUAUGGUGGUCUUUCUCGUGAAUUCUUCUUCCUCCUUUCCCACGAAAUGUUCAAUCCCUUCUACUGUCUCUUCGAAUACUCCGCCCACGAUAAUUAUACCCUGCAGAUUAAUCCUCACUCCGGCGUCAACCCGGAGCAUCUCAACUAUUUCAAGUUCAUUGGCCGAGUGGUUGGCCUGGCCAUCUUCCAUCGCCGCUUCCUGGACUCAUUCUUCAUCGGAGCCUUCUACAAGAUGAUGCUGCGGAAGAAGGUCAGUCUCCAGGACAUGGAAGGUGUGGAUGAGGAUCUGCACCGGAAUUUGGCCUGGACUCUGGAUAAUGACAUUGAAGGGAUUGUGGAACUCACCUUUUCGGUGGAUGAUGAGAAGUUUGGCGAGCGUCGCACUAUUGAUUUGAUACCCAAUGGCCGGGACAUCCCCGUCACUAACGAGAACAAGGCACAGUACAUUGAGUUGGUUACGGAGUGGAAGAUUAUGAAGCGGGUCGAGGAGCAGUUCAACGCGUUCAUGUCGGGUUUCAACGAGCUGAUCCCCGCGGAUCUGGUCAACGUCUUCGACGAGCGCGAGCUGGAGCUACUCAUCGGCGGUAUUGCCGAUAUCGACGUGGACGACUGGAAGAAGCACACCGACUACCGCGGUUACCAGGAGCAGGACGAGGUGAUUCAGAAUUUCUGGAAGAUCGUCCGCAGCUGGGACGCCGAGCAGAAGUCGCGUCUCCUCCAGUUCACCACCGGCACGUCGCGUAUCCCCGUCAACGGAUUCAAGGAUCUCCAGGGCUCUGACGGGCCUCGACGAUUCACGAUUGAAAAGUCUGGCGAUCCUGCUGCGUUGCCUAAGUCGCACACAUGCUUCAACCGUCUUGAUCUUCCUCCGUACAAGACGAACGAUACCCUGGAGCACAAAUUGACCAUCGCAGUGGAGGAAACGCUUGGUUUUGGACAAGAAUAG
Molecule: messenger RNA, 2463 nt
Organism: Penicillium lagena
Lineage: Eukaryota; Fungi; Ascomycota; Eurotiomycetes; Eurotiales; Aspergillaceae
Product: NEDD4 family E3 ubiquitin-protein ligase
Exons: 9
Coding region: 1-2463 (820 amino acids)
Biological process (GO): ubiquitin-dependent protein catabolic process
Molecular function (GO): ubiquitin protein ligase activity; protein binding
Source: RefSeq, a predicted model, not a curated record